GAUUAUCGGACGACAGAAUAUCCUCAAGAGGAUCCUCAACAAGUCACUAUGCUCUCCGUACCAGCCCUGACGCUGCUUCUGGUCUCUUUCGCCUUCGCUGCACCGCAAGCCGAAGGGGGGGAGAUAUGUGCUCCAAUCGGUUGGCCCAAUCCGUGGACAGCGGAUUACGAUGAUUUGCCUUUCACCGAGCUGCCACCGACACCUGUAGGGACUUAUCGAGGACUGACAUACGAUUUGUUCUAUGUGAACACCGACGAGAAUCUCAUCGCUGAGGUAUCUCCGCCUAACCAUGCGAUUUCCUUCGACUGCACUAAGCCUCGCACCAUAUCAGUGGAAAAUCCUGGAGAAAGCUUUGACCUCCAGUCCCUAUAUGUCGCUUGCAGCAGCGGAUUUCCGCAGGACGACUGUCAUAUCAAGCUGCGUGGGAUCAAGAAGCGUGGUGGGCAUGUUGAGCGAAAGAUCAUCUAUCCGAAGUUGGAGAACCCGACCCCCUUUAAGAUGCUGAAGGUCGACUUUGGUGGGGGAUGGAAAGACUUGACGUCGCUGGAUUUCACCAGCGUCGAGAUUGACGGCACCUGCAACUAUACGGGGCUGAUGAUCGACAGUCUGACGUAUAAGAAGAAGAAAUGUAUCUGAGGAGAGACGCAUAUUAUCCUAAGUUGACGAGCAAUAACGGGAGGGCAG
Messenger RNA from Eremomyces bilateralis CBS 781.70, 684 nucleotides. RefSeq lists its product as uncharacterized. The record is from RefSeq and is a predicted model, not a curated record. NCBI's taxonomy places the organism in Eukaryota, Fungi, Ascomycota, Dothideomycetes, Eremomycetales, Eremomycetaceae. The transcript has 2 exons. The coding region runs from base 49 to 636 and encodes 195 amino acids.